AUGUGUCCAGUUUGGGGCAAAUAUAUAACCAUUAAGGCAAUCUUUUCUACAGAGAACACUUAGAAGCAUCAGCAUAGUGUUGAUUUAUUAUUUGGUUUGUUUCACUUUCCUUUGGUCCAUUUACAGGAACAUGGACCUCCAUUGCCUUUUCCUGAAGCAUUUCAUCCUGUUUAGGUAUUUAUUCACACACCUUAUCUACCCCUUCCCCUCCACCCGUAUUUUGUGUUCCCACUGCUGCUAAUUUUUGCUUUGUUUACUCUCUAGUGUAACAUGUUCCUGCGACGCUCCUUUUCAGAUGACCCCGGUAUAGUUGCAAUAUGGAUUUAGGGAAGGCAGUUUGCACCUGUGCUGUGUUUGGCUGUGGUGUCAAACCAAGUUCCCGGUCCCCCGAGGCAGCUGAAGAUGAGAAGGACCAGCGUACAGUAACAAUCAACCCCUCUCACAUGAAAAAGGCAUUCAGGGUUAUGAAUGAAUUACGGAGCAAGCAGCUCCUCUGUGACGUGGUGAUUGUUGCUGAAAAUGUUGAGAUGGAAGCCCAUCGCAUUGUCUUAGCAGCCUGCAGCCCCUAUUUUUGUGCAAUGUUUACAGGAGACAUGUCUGAAAGCAAAGCAAAGAAGAUUGAAAUAAAGGACGUUGAUGGGCAAACACUGAGUAAGCUGAUUGAUUACAUCUACACGGCUGAGAUAGAGGUCACUGAAGAAAACGUUCAGGUGUUGUUGCCAGCUGCUAGUUUAUUGCAAUUAAUGGACGUUAGGAAAAACUGCUGUGAUUUUCUCCAAUCUCAGCUGCAUCCCACAAAUUGCCUUGGAAUUCGAGCCUUUGCAGACGUGCAUGCAUGCACUGAACUUCUGCAGCAGGCGAAUGCCUAUGCAGAGCAGCACUUUCCCGAGGUGAUGCUAGGAGAAGAAUUUCUUAGCCUCAGCCUGGACCAGGUCUGCAGCUUGAUAUCAAGCGACAAGCUCACGGUCUCCUCAGAAGAAAAGGUCUUUGAAGCUGUUAUUUCUUGGAUAAAUUAUGAGAAGGAAUCUCGUUUAGAGCAUAUGGCUAAGUUAAUGGAACAUGUUCGUCUGCCCCUUCUACCCCGAGACUAUCUUGUGCAGACAGUUGAAGAAGAAGCUUUGAUCAAGAACAACAACACAUGCAAAGACUUCCUUAUUGAGGCCAUGAAAUACCACUUGCUUCCUCUGGAUCAAAGGCAGUUGAUAAAGAAUCCUAGGACAAAGCCAAGGACUCCAAUUAGCCUGCCAAAGGUGAUGAUCGUGGUUGGUGGGCAGGCGCCCAAAGCCAUUCGGAGCGUGGAGUGCUACGAUUUCGAGGAGGAGCGAUGGGAUCAGGUAGCUGAGCUUCCCUCCCGGAGAUGCAGGGCAGGAGUGGUGUUCAUGGCAGGCAAUGUUUAUGCUGUUGGGGGCUUUAAUGGUUCUUUAAGAGUGCGAACUGUAGACGUGUAUGACGGUGUGAAAGACCAGUGGACAUCCAUCGCCAGCAUGCAGGAAAGACGAAGCACUUUGGGAGCAGCUGUGCUGAAUGACCUUCUUUAUGCUGUGGGCGGGUUUGAUGGAAGUACUGGUCUGGCAUCCGUAGAGGCCUAUAGCUAUAAAACCAAUGAGUGGUUUUUUGUGGCUCCCAUGAACACAAGGAGAAGCAGCGUUGGAGUGGGAGUUGUGGAGGGGAAGCUAUAUGCUGUGGGGGGUUAUGAUGGAGCAUCACGGCAGUGCCUUAGUACUGUAGAGCAGUAUAAUCCUGCCACAAAUGAAUGGACCUACGUGGCUGACAUGAGCACACGGCGCAGUGGUGCAGGUGUUGGCGUUCUUAGUGGAUUGUUAUAUGCUACUGGAGGGCAUGACGGUCCCUUGGUGAGGAAGAGCGUGGAGGUUUAUGAUCCAGGAGCAAACACCUGGAAGCAAGUGGCUGAUAUGAAUAUGUGUAGGCGAAAUGCAGGUGUGUGUGCAGUGAAUGGGCUUCUCUAUGUGGUUGGAGGAGAUGAUGGUUCUUGCAAUUUGGCCUCAGUGGAAUAUUAUAACCCUGUCACUGAUAAGUGGACAUUAUUGCCAACCAAUAUGAGCACUGGAAGAAGUUAUGCAGGUAAACAGACCAGUGGAAGAACUGGGAACUCAGGGCCUUCUGGCUCCCAGAUGAGUUCACAGCAGCCACUACUAACUCAGGGAGCAUCCAUUAACAAGACAGUUUUGCUCCCUGACUGCUUGGUCUCUCUUUUUUUUUUUUUAAUGGAUUCCAUUGAAGAGGAAAUCUUCACAGGAUUGUGCAAGCUGACUUUCUUUCUGUACUCCUGCUUUUGCACUUUGGUUUUGCAGAAGUUGCUCCCAAGAUAGUUUAAUGUCUCUUUGUCCACUCUUGCAACAGGUGUGGCUGGGAUUCAUAAAUAAUUGUGACACAGACUCAAGGAGCAGAAGUGGAGUGAAGUCUGCUGCGUGUUCCUGGGAAAAUGAUGGACCCCUGACUUGACCCACCUUGUUGCUAUUCAGCUCCUAGCCUCGCAAGGAAUACAUUAAGAACAUCAGCUGCUCUGCAGUGGAUAGCAUAGCCAUGUGAAAAUCUGGCUGAGAACAUGAUUCAUGCUAGACACGUGAUAUUGCUUAUUAUCAUUGGUGCAAUCGACUAUUUCCUGAACAGCCAGAAUCCUGAGAUAAACCUUGUGCUUAAACUGAUAUUGGAGAAAAUGAAUUUCUUGUGUGAAACAAAAUGCUAGUUUAGGGCACGUGAGUAAAAAUGAAUAUAUUGGAUUUCUUAACUACUGAUACGUUAUAUACCUGAUCCAUUGAUCUAUUUACUGACUGCACUUCCAGGGUGAACGUACUACUGACAGUGAAAUCUUCUAAUCGCCAGUCCUCAAAAGCAGUCAGCAGAACAGUACUGGAACCGGGGUGCUUUUGCUUGUGUUUGUCUCAGUCAUGCGUACCUAUGUGCCACUGGACUAUUGUGUGCAUCCCCAGAAGAUCUGUGAUAUGAUUGGGGCACACGGCAUGUGAUUCCUACACUAGUCACAGACUUGCCAGUUGUGAAUGCCAGUUUAUAAAUAUAAUAGGGCAUGCAGGACAGUGCCCUUCUCAGGGGUGAAGGUGCCAUACUUCAGUCACCGAAGGCAAACCCCACGGAAACCUAUGGCUCUAGAGGGCUAAUUACUCCCCUGAAAUAUGGUAUGAAUUGAAAAUAACAGAAGAAAUCUUUCCCCAUAUAUUUCAUGCAUAUUGGUGGCUGUGCAGAAAGCCCCGUUUUAGCUGCGUCCAGCAUUUCAAUGCCAUUUGAUAAGAGAAGUUGAAAGUGUAUUUCUUAAUGAGCCAUUGAUGUGUCUUGCCAAUAUCCAGCCACAUGCCCUCUGCCACUCAAGAAGUGAUUAAUAACCAAGAUAAAAUGCCUACGUUGUCUUAAUGGUUCCAGAAUGUGGAGAUCUUAUUCUUUGUUAUCUUUGUUCUUAUUUUAAAUCUUCCCUGUUUUUAAAUGUGUUCUUCCACCCAUACAAAAUAGUUGAUGGGAUCAAAUAAGAUCACUCUCACAAUGAGUAAGAGGUUAUUUAAUAAAGUGAAAUGUGGACCCGUGUGUUACUUGUCCGUGCCCAGAAUCCUUCAUGCCUGCUUUCUGUUUAUAGAAUAAUCAACUUGAAAAUUGCAUUUCUGAGAGUCCUGGUGCUCGUUCCUGGUAAUCUUGAUGCACCCCCUCUGUAUUUACUGGCAUUAAAAGUAACACUAAGGGAGAGUUUAGCUAAGAGAAGGUAGCAUAGAAAUCCAUCCUCUGUUUUUCAAAUUUGUUGAACUUUGUGUGUUUUACAGGACUUCAGGCAGAGGCAGUGUCACCAGGUUUCCUUUCUGGAAUCGGUCAGGGCUUGUUAACACUGGGAAAAACUGACUGGCUGAAUGAGAGUGUCUUAUGUAGACCGUGGAAUCAGAACUCGUGGUAGAGGUGAUAUCUUU
Molecule: messenger RNA, 3926 nt
Organism: Alligator sinensis (Chinese alligator)
Lineage: Eukaryota; Metazoa; Chordata; Crocodylia; Alligatoridae
Gene: KLHL3
Product: kelch like family member 3
Exons: 14
Coding region: 318-2330 (670 amino acids)
Biological process (GO): renal sodium ion absorption; protein K48-linked ubiquitination; monoatomic ion homeostasis
Cellular component (GO): cytosol
Molecular function (GO): protein binding
Source: RefSeq, a predicted model, not a curated record